AUGGAUAAAAUACAGAAGAUUUCAUAUCACGAUCGAAACAGUGGAUUCAAAAGGUCCAGAUUUGAAGGUAAGCCUUUAAAAGUUGUAUUACCAAUAUUUGAACCAUCAGGAUUAUUGGAGCUAGAAUCUCAUAAUAAGGAAGGCGUUCAGCUAAAACAUGUGGAGCCGUCAGAUGCUCAAUCUCCAGCAGAUUACUGGAAGGAAAUGAAAGUGCCAGCAAGAAAUCGGUCGUUAUAUCAACUAAUGGUAUACAAAAGGGGACAAGAAAAAGUUGUUAAUGAGUACAAUUUAGAUUCUAAGAGUAAUUAUAUUGUAGGACGUGCUCUGGGAAGAAGCAUAAAUCCUGAAAAUUCUGAGAACGGGUCAAAAGAGGUUGUGAUCGCCGACGUUCAAAUACCAGAAGAAACUUGUUCAAAGCAACACUGUGUUAUACAAUUCAGGAAGAAAAAUAGAGAACUUAAAAUAUAUGUUAUAGAUUUAGAUUCUUCAAAUGGUACAUUGCUUAAUGGGGUGGUCCUUCCAAGAGCAAGAUACGUAGAGCUCAGAUCUGGAGACGUUCUGAUUUUGUCAUCUGAAGGUGACUCCGAAUACGAAUUAGUGUUUGUGAGUAUAUGA
Molecule: messenger RNA, 615 nt
Organism: Zygotorulaspora mrakii
Lineage: Eukaryota; Fungi; Ascomycota; Saccharomycetes; Saccharomycetales; Saccharomycetaceae
Gene: PML1
Product: Pml1p
Exons: 1
Coding region: 1-615 (204 amino acids)
Biological process (GO): maintenance of RNA location; mRNA splicing, via spliceosome
Cellular component (GO): nucleus
Molecular function (GO): mRNA binding; protein binding
Source: RefSeq, a predicted model, not a curated record